CUAUUCAGGUUUUAAUUAAUUUUAAUCCAGCCCAAUUGUUUUACAUCCGUACAAAAUUUUAAUUUAUCACCUUGUUAUUUUAAUUUCAUCUAUUUGCUUUUAUCGAGUUUCAACUUUACUUUAUUCUAAACCUGAUUUAUUUUUACUUCUCCCUUUAAAUAAUAAACUUUAAGUAUACUUAUACUUAGUUUGUUGGCUAAAUUGAAUUUCUCAAAUUAUUCGACACUGAUGAUAUCAAAAGGGUUAAAUAAAAUAGACAAUUAAAAUAACGUGUGCUUAGGACCGGUGGUCGACGGAGAUGCACCGGAGACUUUGAGGUCUGCUGCUAUCCGCCAAAUGCCACGACAACUACGACGCCUCGUCCAACGAGAACCUACCCAACUAGACCAACCUACCCGACUAGACCAACAACAACAACAACAACAACGUCAUCUCCAAUGACAUUUCCAACUGCAAUACCAACAGCUCCGACGAUACUUCCCAACUGCAUCUGCGUGCUGAUGUCGCAAUGCGCUCCUAACGGAAUAGUCACCAUCUCCGGCGAGGGUAUAAUAAAUCCGCGGUACGGAUUGUGCCCCGGCAACUUGGUCUGCUGCAGCAUACUGGCGAACACAACGACAAGUCCCCCGACAAUGAUGACCACGUCUACACCGCCUGGAGAGACGCAACUGUGCUUCGUUUGCGGCAAUCUCACUGUAUGUUACACCUGCAUGACCGUCAGCACGUCCGACGGUGGUAGCAUGAUAGAUCCUAGAUUCUCUCAAGUUUUAUCGCAAGGAAAUAUUUGCACGGUGACAAACAUACCGUCCUGCCGGAGUACGUCGUCAAACGCGCCGCUUACGGACCUGGGUUCGUUGAAGAACCGUGGUACAUCGCAGGAAUGUUACUGCGUCAAGACCUGGCUGUGUUCCGAAGGAAACGAAGUCAGUCCGGAUGGUCUUGGCAUAAUUGACUCGAGAUUCACGUUGUGCUCGUCGGCAGAUCAAGUGUGCUGUCGGCUCGCAGGUAUCAGUCCUCGGGGUCUUCGCAACGCUGGCGCCUUCGUGUCCUCGGCCAGGGGUCCGAACGAACCGGCCAAUCGCUCCCCGCAGGCCGGUUGUGGUGUACAGAGCAAUGGUUACGCGCCGCCGCAGCCUGUUCCACCUGACUCCGAGGAAACCUAUUUCGCUGAAUUCCCAUGGAUGGUCGCGCUUCUCCUAAGGUCCACGACCGACAGUCCUUACGCUUUCCAGUGCGGUGCCUCGCUGGUCACCAACGGAGCCGUCCUCACUGCCGCCCACUGCGUCGUCAAUCAAAAGCCCGAGAAUUUGAUCGCACGCUUCGGACAAUGGAACAUAGGAAACAGCACACAACCGUUGCCUAUUCAAGAAGCGAAAAUUUUCGCGAUAGCUGUGCAUCCGUCGUAUUAUGGCGGCGGGCUUUUCCACGAUGUGGCCGUCCUCAUUUUGGCAGAACCAGUCACUUUUAGCGCGAACGUCCUGCCGAUUUGCCUUCCCGAACAAGGUACGGUCUUCUUGGCCGGGUCCAGAUGCUACGGACUAGGAUGGGGCAGCGAUUCGUUCGGUGAGCCUCAAGUUGAGCUUACACAUUUCCGCGUAUCACUUCUUUCGGCUUAUCAGAAAGCAUUCGUUCGUAAUCACGUUACAGAGUCGGGAGGGCAAUAUCAGGCCGAGCUUCGAAAGGUGAAUCUUCCUAUCGUCGACCAAGAGGAUUGUCAGACGCGUUUACGAGGCACGAAAUUGGGCCAAUACUUUGAACUGCAUGGGUCGUUUAUCUGCGCCGGCGGCGAAGCGAAUAGAGACACGUGUCGUGGCGACGGCGGUGGACCGUUGGUUUGUCAAGCUACUACGGGACAAUUCUUUCAGGCUGGCAUCGUAUCGUGGGGUAUUGGCUGCGGAGCGUCUAAUGUACCUGCGGUGUACGCCAGCGUUUCGCAACAUCGUCAAUGGAUAGAUCAGCAGUUUGCAACUUAUGGCGUUUAAUGUGUGUCGCAUGUAGUACGUUUAACGACAUUUCCAAUUCAGCAACUGCGAUUACGUUCCGUGUACGUACGCUAAUAUCACGCGCAUAACUUACGACAACUGUUGUAAUAAUAAUAAAAUGCAACGAUAGUUUUAUAACUUUGUGUACUUUACGUUAUUCAUUUUAAUUCGCUCGAGCAACCUGUAUUUUUUUUAAGUCUUCCGAUCGUACAGUAAUAAAUGCGUCAUAAUCGCAUUCUUCGAGAACGAGUAUCAGAAUGUAUUUGUUUUAGCUAAUAUCGAUAGCUGCGUAACACAU
Molecule: messenger RNA, 2280 nt
Organism: Vollenhovia emeryi
Lineage: Eukaryota; Metazoa; Arthropoda; Insecta; Hymenoptera; Formicidae
Product: serine protease 44-like
Exons: 4
Coding region: 438-1982 (514 amino acids)
Biological process (GO): proteolysis
Molecular function (GO): serine-type endopeptidase activity
Source: RefSeq, a predicted model, not a curated record